Microthlaspi erraticum is the source of this 918-nucleotide messenger RNA. The record is from the annotation of a GenBank genome assembly. Lineage: Eukaryota; Viridiplantae; Streptophyta; Magnoliopsida; Brassicales; Brassicaceae.
AUGGUCAUAGUGUCUGACCGAGCCAAGGCCAUUGCUAGAGCAUGUGAGAUUGUGUUUCCUUGGGCCCUAAGAGGAAUAUGUUACUAUCAUCUCCAAGGUAACAUAGUCAGGGAUUUCCAAGCAAAAGAGAUCAUGUAUAUGGUUAAGGGUGCAGCUUACGCUCAUACAGUUCCUGAAUAUAACCACUACAUGGACCUCAUUCGAGCUGCAAAACCUGAGUUGGCAACUUACCUAGAAGAAGCAGAUCCGAAAUUGUGGUCAAGAGUUCAUUUUCCCGGUGAUAGAUACAACAUAAAGACGAGCAACAUCGCAGAAUCAAUUAACUCGGCUGUUAAGAAGGCAAAAGGAUAUCCCAUUCCAAAGCUUUGGGAAUUUAUAAGGGAGAAGCUUGGGAGAUGGUUUACCAAGAGGCGGGAGGAUGCUUUGAGUCUCACAACUACCCACAGCAGAGGAGUUGAGUACAUUUUAGCUGUGCGUUCAUACUAUGCGGCAAGUAUGACCGCUGAACGCAUAGACACUUGGUGUUAUCACGUAAAGGGAGGAAAACGUGAUUGCAAUGUUGACUUGUUCCGCAGAACGUGCUCUUGUGGGGUGUAUGAUGUUGAGAAAAUUCCUUGUACUCAUGUCAUUGCAGCCGCAGCCGCAGCAAACGUCCCUCCUGGCAGGAAGAAGAAGUCGAGGUGGCUAACUUGGCUAGAAAUGUCGAGGAAGAAAAACAAUAAACCGAUGAAGAUGCACAAGAAGUACAGCUGCUCUAAGUGUGGGGAACCAGGACAUACUCGCCUAAAAUGCGUGCUCUCUAGCUUUGGGAAUGGAAUGGUUUGGACUUGGGGCUGGAGGAGCGUAUUUAUAGGAGUUCAGGAGGCUGCCUGGCUUCUUGGGACGUCUCCAGUCAUGCGCAGACACAUGGAGACCUAG